Molecule: messenger RNA, 1023 nt
Organism: Notechis scutatus (mainland tiger snake)
Lineage: Eukaryota; Metazoa; Chordata; Lepidosauria; Squamata; Elapidae
Product: vomeronasal type-2 receptor 26-like
Biological process (GO): G protein-coupled receptor signaling pathway
Cellular component (GO): plasma membrane
Molecular function (GO): G protein-coupled receptor activity
Source: RefSeq, a predicted model, not a curated record
AUUUCUCUCUGUAAUGGCCAUUGUUCCCCUGGAUACUGGAAGAAAGAGAUAGAAGGAGAACAAUUCUGUUGCUAUGAGUGUGUUUCAUGCCCAAAAGGAAAGAUUUCAAAUCAAAAUGAUAGAUAUAUGGAUGACUGUUUUGAAUGCUCAGAAGAUCGCUAUCCAAAUAAAGCAAAGAAAGGAUGUAUCCUGAAACCAGUGGUCUUUCUAUCAUUUGAAGAACCCUUAGGAACUGGUUUAGCCUCAGCUGCUCUUUAUUUCUUCUUCUUGACAUCUUGGGUCCUUGGAAUUUUUAUUAAGCACAGGGAUACUCCCAUUGUCAAAGCCAACAAUCGGUCCCUCACCUACACCCUUCUUGUCUCCCUUCUGCUCUGUUUUCUUUCUUCUUUGUUGUUCCUCAGCCAACCUGGCAAAGUGAUCUGCCUUUUCCAGCAAUCAACUUUUGGCAUCACCUUCUCAGUGGCCAUUUCUAGUGUACUGGCCAAAACCAUCACUGUGGUUGUGGCUUUCAUGGCUACAAAACCGGGAUCUCAGAUAAGGAAAUGGGUGGGGAAAAGAUUAGCUUUUUCAGUUGUCCUUUUCUGCUCCAUCAUCCAAGUAUGUAUUUGUAUAAUUUGGUUGUCAACAUCUCCCCCAUUCCCUGAGUUGGACAUGCACUCAGAGCUCCAAGAAAUGAUUUUACAAUGCAAUGAAGGAUCAGAAUUCUUCUUCUACUGUGUCUUGGGCUACAUGGGUAUCUUGGCAAUUGCCAGCUUUAUUGUGGCUUUCCUUGCCCGUAAAUUACCUGACAGCUUUAACGAAGCCAAAUUCAUCACCUUCAGCAUGUUGGCUUUUUGUAGUGUUUGGAUCUCCUUCUUUCCAGCCUAUCUGAGCACUAAAGGAAAAGCCAUGGUAGCUGUGGAUAUCUUUUCCAUCUUGUCUUCCAGCACUGCAUUACUGGGUUGCAUAUUCUUGCCAAAGUGCUAUAUCAUUGUUUUCCGGCCUGAGCUAAAUCAGAGAGAGCAACUAAUCAAGAGGAUUUAG